GUGCGUUGAGAGACUGCACUUACAGGGGCGAGUGCAGCGCCUAAGUCGACCUAUGGAGUCGACCUGUACCAGCAAACACCGCAUGGUAGUUAACGACUACCUCCAGGAUGUAGAGUGUAGUUUUCCGUACGCGGGAGGGGACUUGAGGCAUCGUGUCUCGUUCCUAGUGAGGGAUGAACUCCCCAUGGACAUGUUGUUAGGUAUGUACUACCUCUCUGUGGUACAGCCCCAGUUUUACUGGGACCGAAAAGUGGUCAAACACAAUCUGCCAGGUGGAGGGACCGUCAGAUUACAUAAGUUCAAAGCUAGUAGUCUGAUUGAGUCCUACGGGGGCAUGUGUGCGGCCGCGUUCUACAAUUAUUAUAAGCAAAAUCCGGGGGAGAAUAUGUAUCUAGUUUACGUCUCUGCUGCGGGCGAGCCGGUAAAAAUGCCGCCAGAGAUAGAGAGAGUAGUUGCCAAGUACCCUGAUCUAUUUGAGGAGCCUACAGGGGUUGUUGAGAGCGAGGUCGUCCAUGCUAUAGAGAUUAAACCAGGGUCUAGUAUUCCGAAGGGUAGGAUCUAUCGGAUGUCUCUAGGCGAGCUUGAUGAGCUUCGUCGCCAACUCAAGGAACUCGUAGAAAAGGGUUGGAUCCGGCCGAGUGUCUCUCCUUAUGGGUCUCCUGUUCUAUUUGUACCUAAGAAGAAGGAGGGCACUCUCAGGAUGUGCAUUGACUAUAGGGGCCUCAAUGUCAUCACUGUGAAGAACAGAGAGCCCCUACCUCGCAUCGACGAUAUGCUAGAUAGAGUGCAAGGGUGCCGGUACUUCAGUAAAAUAGAUCCGAAGUCUGGGUACCAUCAUAUUGCAAUCCGGCCCGAGGAUCAACACAAAACCGCUUUUCAGACCAGGUACGGCCUGUACGAGUUUGUGGUGAUGCCUUUUGGCCUUGGCAAUACUCGUGACACCUUUCAGCACGCUAUGAAUCGGAUAUUCCAUGACUACUUGGAUAAGUUUGUCAUCGUGUACCCCGAUGACAUACUUAUUUUUAGUAAGACUGUCGAGGAACAUGUCGCACACUUGGACAAAGUCCUCGGUCUCCUGCAACAGCACAAGUUCAAGAUCAACGGUGAGAAGUGCGAGUUUGGCCGCACCCGUGUCUUGUACUUGGGUCAUGAGAUCUCCGCGGAAGGGUUGAAGCCCGAUGACGCGAAGGUGGCCAACAUUCGUGAUUGGGCACGUCCUCAGUCCGUGACAGAGAUGAGUUCUUUCUUAGGGAUGACAGGCUACUACAAAACUUUUGUAAAGAACUAUAGCAUUGUGGCCGCUCCUUUGACUGAUCUGACCCGCCUUGACACCCUUUGGGAGUGGACAGAUGAGUGCGAAGCUGCUUUUAGACAUCUAAAGCAUGCAUUGACACACUAUGAGAUCUUGAAACUUCCUGAUUUUGAUAAUCCGUUCAUAGUCACCACGGAUGCCAACGAAUAUGGUAUUGGCGCCGUGCUCGCGCAACAGGAGAGGCCAAAGUUGAAGCCAGUAGAGUACAUGUCCAAGAAAAUACCGUCUCAGAAGUUUGCUAAGUCCAGUUAUGAGAAGGAACUCUAUGCGGUGUACAAGGCUCUCACCCAUUGGAAACACUAUCUCCUUGGGCGGUUCUUCAUCCUCAGGACUGAUCUUCAGACCCCGAGAUGGAUGAGAACCCAACCGGUACUUUUUGACGCUCUCAAGCGUUGGAUCAAAAUCAUUGAACAAUAUGACUUUGAUCCUCAAUAUCUCAAAUGGGAGUACAACAAGGUUGCUGAUGCCUUGUCGCGCAGGCCAGACUUCUCAGGUGCGCUAAUUACUGAGUUCGAUCUGACGGAUGACGUUACUCAGUCUUUGGUGGAAGCCUAUCGCAAGGAUCAAUUUAUGUCUGAGAUUAUACGCAGACUUGAGGCGAAGGAUAAAAAGACCUCCGCUGAGUUUGACUUGGUCAAUGGCUUGUUGUUUCUCGAGAAGGAAGGGAAUAAACGUCUGUGUGUUCCUAGUUGAGAAUCUUUAGUUUGUUUUUUGGCGAGUGUCAUGACGCCACCGACCAUUUUGGGUUGAAGAAAACCGCAACCAAUUUGCUG
Messenger RNA from Chara braunii, 2085 nucleotides. The record is from the annotation of a GenBank genome assembly. Lineage: Eukaryota; Viridiplantae; Streptophyta; Charophyceae; Charales; Characeae.